Molecule: messenger RNA, 1606 nt
Organism: Teleopsis dalmanni
Lineage: Eukaryota; Metazoa; Arthropoda; Insecta; Diptera; Diopsidae
Product: activin receptor type-2B-like
Biological process (GO): activin receptor signaling pathway; cellular response to growth factor stimulus; protein phosphorylation
Cellular component (GO): activin receptor complex; plasma membrane
Molecular function (GO): activin receptor activity; activin binding; ATP binding
Source: RefSeq, a predicted model, not a curated record
UUCAUUUGACGGAUGGAGCUAUCUUACCUGAAGGACAUACAAUUGAUUGCGAGUAUUACAAUCAGACGGAUUGCAAUAUAACUGGGAAUUGUGCCACUCAGGUGAAGCAAUGUAAAGUCGAAUCGGAUAAACUAUCCAAAUGCUUUUCAUUAUGGUCCAUAGAUGACAGAACAGGUGAUACGAAAAUAAUUAUGAAGGGUUGUUUCAUCGACGAUCAAUGUAAAGAAACCGAAUGUGUAAACACUGCCGAACCACGUCCUAAUAAUAUACACUUUUGCUGCUGUAAGGGCUCCAUGUGCAAUACAGAACAAAAGUGGAUACCCACUACAACUGAAGCAACAACGCAAGUGCCAAAGGAGAAAACUUCGGUUAAUUAUAUUAUACUUGGUGCGGGCUUAUUCGGUUUAUUACUCAUAUUAGCAGUAGCAUCUGCGUUUGCAAUACGUUAUCGGAAACGGAAGCAAUCUAAUUUUAAUGAAAUUCCUACGAACGAAACCGAAGUUACGAAUGCAUCGCCCUUAUUAAGUAAUCGCCCUAUCCAACUUCUUGAACUAAAAGCUAGUGGACGAUUUGGUGACGUAUGGCAUGCUAAACUACAUGGUCAGGAUGUAGCUGUAAAAAGAUUUCUCAUGCAGGAAAAGGAUUCAUUUACUGCGGAAACUGAAAUAUAUAAGUUGCCCCGUAUGCGCCAUCCAAAUAUAUUAGAAUUUUUGGGACAUGAAAAACAUACAGAAAAAUUGCAACCAGAGUAUUGGCUUAUAUCUGCUUACCAGCAUAACGGUUCACUUUGCGACUAUUUGAAAUCCCAUACCUUGACAUGGUUGGAGUUAUGUAAAAUUGCAGAAUCGAUAGGGCAUGGUUUAAUGCACUUACAUGAGGAAAUUCCAGCAACUAAAACGGAAGGAUUAAAACCGUCCAUUGCUCAUAGAGAUUUUAAAUCGAAAAAUGUUUUACUUAAAGCUGAUUUAACUGCUUGCAUUGCUGAUUUUGGUUUGGCAAUGAUAUUUCAACCUGGUAAACCUUGUGGCGAUACGCAUGGACAAGUUGGUACAAGACGUUAUAUGGCACCAGAAGUAUUGGAAGGAGCUAUUAAUUUUAAUCGAGAUGCUUUUUUGCGUAUUGAUGUGUACGCUUGUGGGUUGGUGCUAUGGGAAAUGGUAUCCCGCUGUGAUAUUGUGGGUCCUGUAGGUGAUUUUCAGUUGCCAUUUGAAGCAGAGCUUGGUCAGCGUCCAACUUUGGAUGAAGUACAAGAAAACGUUGUUGCAAAAAAAUUAAGACCGCGCAUUUUAGAUUCAUGGCGCUUGCAUCCAGGUUUAAGCAUAUUUUGCGAUACUAUGGAAGAGUGCUGGGAUCAUGAUGCGGAAGCACGAUUAUCUUCAUCAUGCGUUAUGGAGCGUUUCUCCCAAAUUAAUAAGUAUCCAACAACACAAUUACUUAUUGAAAAUAAUACGACAUGCGACGAUGCAAAGGAAACGACGAAUUGUUUAUAGAAAAGGUAUUAAAUCACUCUGUUCACGGAGUGAUUUAGUAAGGAAUUUUAGUGUAGUUGUUGUAUACACAUUUAAAUAGAUUUUUAAAACAAUUUAAUUAAGUUUUUUCUGUAAGA